AUGGAAUCAGCAAUUAACAAUUAUCCCGUUUUAAAUAAAUACAAAUUAAGGACUGAAUUGGAAAUUGUUUAUAGAAGAUCCGAUUUUAAAGAACUUUCUGGAGCAGUUCACUUACUUAAAUUUUUUAUUGAAAAUAAUUUGCAAGAAGAUUUUUCUGAAAUUAAUUUAAUUCUUCAAGUACUUGUUACGAUGCCAAUGACAACAGCAGAAGCAGAACGAUGUUUCUCUACAUUGAAACGUAUCAAAACUUUAGUUAGAAGUACUAUGGGCAAGCAUCGACUAACUGCACUAGCCAUGUUAUCAAUUGAAAAAUAA
This is a messenger RNA of Diabrotica balteata, 315 nucleotides long. The record is from the annotation of a GenBank genome assembly. NCBI's taxonomy places the organism in Eukaryota, Metazoa, Arthropoda, Insecta, Coleoptera, Chrysomelidae.